AGCUGCUUUUAUGACUGGUUACUACCCAUACCACAUUGGACGUCAGAACUGCGUUGUUAUAGUGCUGGAACCAACAGGCGUAUCAGUGAAAUAUCCUUUCCUGUCACAGAAGCUGAAAGAACUCAGAUAUUCUACUCAUAUUAUAGGAAAAUGGCAUCUCGGACAUUGUAAUGAAUCCUAUACACCAACGCGCCGUGGAUUUGAUUCCUUCUUAGGCUUCUACUAUGCAGAAGGAGAUUACUAUACGCACAAAAUCGAAAGUUCUGUCCAAGUAUGGAGGGAAAUUUUGGACUUCCACAGAAAUCUGGAACCAACUAAUGACUAUAAUGGAAUAUACACUACGGAUGUUAUGAAGAAAGCUGUGACGGAUCUCUUGUCUAAAUCAAACCCAGAAGUGCCAUUAUUUCUUUACCUACCUUUCCAAGCUGUUCAUAGUCCUUUACAAGUGCCAAAAAUAUAUGAAGAAAAAUACAGCCAUAUCAGAAACAAAGAAAGGAGGAUUUACAGUGGCAUGGUGACUGCUUUGGAUGACGCUAUAGGAAGUCUGGUAUCAGACAUGAAGCGGUACGGAUUUUGGAAUAAUUUCCUAAUUGUGUUUAUAUCAGAUAAUGGAGGUGAGGUGUUGAGCGGUGGAAGCAAUUACCCAUUGAGAGGAGCCAAGAUGACUCUUUGGGAAGGUGGAACGAGGGUGCCGACUUUUCUUUAUGGAGACAUAUUGCAAAAGAAAGGAUACGUCAACAACAAUUUGAUCCAUGCUGUUGACUGGUUUCCAACACUACUGGCAGCUGCUGGAGGUGAAAAUAAAGAUGAUGGAAUGGAUGGCAUGAACCAGUGGAAUUCCAUUAGCACAGGAGGUCCCGAAGUACGAAAUGAGUUUAUCUACAAUAUUUACGAUCUGGAAUAUAAGAGAGCAGCAAUAAGAAUGGGAGAUUACAAAUUAAUAAUCGGAUACCCAGGAUUACCUUGUGACUGGCUUCCAGUGUCUCAACAAGAUGAAGGAAUAGAACUUGAACAAUCGUGCUCAAAAUCAAACAUCUCAGAACUGGGUAUUUAUCUUUACAACCUCAGAGAUGAUCCUCUAGAACAACACAAUUUAGCUGCAAAGGAAAAAUCGGUUCUGCGAAGAAUGAAACAUCGUUUAGAGCAAAUGGGAAGAUCCAUGGUACCAUCAGAUGAUCCUUUCCCAAAUUUUUUUGCAAUGCGAAAAUUGACAAGAAUUGGUGCGCUAGUACCUGGAUGGUGUCAAGCUAAAUGACAUUUGAAAAACAUGUGAUCUCAAAUACAUUUUAGAUUCCAAAUAAAUUUACAGAAGUAUAAUGCAGAGUUUUAAUAACUUCCUUUUGCUUUAAUAACCUUUUUUACAUAACAACAGGAAAGGUUUAAAACUCGGAACUAAGUCAGCAACAUUAAUACUGUGAUCAGAUCAGGAUUUUCUCUCCUCUGAUCUUUCUUUUUUUCAUCCUUGAAGAAUUCUCAUUCCUGCUUGAAUAUCAUGGCAGAGAGACUGGAGCCCAAUGGUAUUAUAAAUAAUAACAUCCAAUUUCUGUAUUUGUAAUAUUUCAACUCAUUUUUAAACAAAAGAGGCUUGAAAACUGAAUUCAUUCCUUAUCUGUCUGGUCGUGAAUUUUUCUUCAGCAUUACAUUAAUAAAUCAGAUUUUACCAAGAUUAUUGCCUGUCAUUACUAACGCCGAGUAUAUUAGGCAGAAGAACAUGACACGCCCUGUGGAUAAGAAUGCCGACUAAACGGCGUUCACGUUAUGAUCUGUGGAUAUUAUCGUACUACAGUCGACAUUCGUGCAAUCUGAAUCGAUACCAGGUGCAAGCCGUCUGUAAUUUAAUACCCAGAAAAAAUACCUUUUCAAAUUACUAUAAUAAAAAUUUAAAUCCAGCGAAUGAAAAUAACACUAAUAAUUUGGAUGGAAAUGCAUAUUAUUUAAUCUGUCGCAAAGUGUAUGCUCGCAGCUGGUUGUGCUGUAGAAUGAAACCAUGUUCGCGGCCGUCUUUCCAGCGUGAUGCAAUUAACGGCCAACUGUGAGUAAAGAAGAACUAAAAUACAUCCGAAAUUGCAUUUUUUAUGCUGUGAAAAAGCUGCUUAUGAACUUAGUGGAUGUUUGACUAAAGGUGUUUGAAUAACUUCACAGCUUUGUCAUAGAGAUACGGCUGGUAAUACAUUAAUAGCUGUAUGAAGACUGACGAAAUGCACCAAAGGCAGCUAUGCUUCUGCAAAGCUAAAACUAACUGUACAUUGCACUAAAGAAACGAAACAACUUUAUUAAUGCUAAUGACUUGAUAAACAUUCUACAAACAUGCUCUAGCAUGUUUCCGUAACCAAACCUAACGGCUAAAUGAACAAUUAAUGGGUGACGCUGUAUGCGGCAAUAUUUUAUACGAAGAAUAGCUUUGCGUUGUUUCCAUCAUACUUUAUGAUGACAAGAUUCAAUGGUAGAAGCAUUCGUAGUAUUCGCAUUAUUUUCAACAAUUGUCAGUUCAACAAGAGAAAUUAUAUUAUUACAAAAAACAGCUAAUAAACUUUUGAAACCAGCUAGUUUGCUAAUAAGGAUUUUUAAACAAUUAUAUUAUAACUAUUUAUAAACCUUUUAUUUUUGAUUAUAAAGCCUUCUGAGAGGACUAUGACGAAUAUCAGAUUAGAGCAAUAUUUCUCAGCUGUUCGUAAUGAACUAAAGUUUUUAGUCAUUUUAAUAAAACUCAAAUAGAUUUUUGCAUUAUGUGUAUAUUAAACGCAAAGCAGUUUAUUUCAAGCAAAAAUACGAAAAAUAAUGCAAACAACUAAAAUUCUAAGACAUCGAGAAAAUGUACGCCACUAAAAAUCAAAGAGAUCGAGCAAUGCAUUUUUCAUAUUCCAAAAAUCAGCAUGACGAAAUAUGCUUUAUAUUGUUUUCCUUCCAACUGUUAAAGCUGAGAAAAAUAAGCAAAAGAAAACUGCCGCAGUAUACUACAUGAAAAUUGGAAAUUAGUAAAUAUAAAACUCACACAGGAAAUUUUAAUUUUAAUGAACAGAAGCCUAACAUUCCUCACAGUUGCUAGAAUGGCUGUAUUUCCUGCAAUAUGCUCUUUAAUUCUUGUCAGUAUUACAGGAUGUAAACACUUCUAAUACCUAGCACACUACAGUGCUUAUAGGCAGGCAUACACGUUCAUAAAAGUACUAUAGAUAGACAUUUAGCUUUUAUUUGUAGAAAGAGUUGAAGUGAGAGCUGAUGAGCAUAUUUUCUUACAGUCACUGAAUGACUGCUUGUAGGCUGUUUCUGAGUAAGUAAUAAAAGCCUAUAAAACACAUAAAAUGUGGAAAUUGGUAGAUGAAGUUGUAGGAUUCCUCGCCCUUUUCCUAUGAUUAAAACGUCGAGGAACGUAGUGAACUACGUAGCGAUUUAUCGCUGAGUUCAGAACAACUAAGAAGUAGACUCGAGAAGGCUUAAAAUACCCUUUUAUUCACACAUAAGAAUAACAGUUGGCCCCUUCUCGAGCUUAGAGGAAAGCCUCUACUCGGGCUUUAAUUAAGAAUAAGAAAAUAAGAAACUAAGUUACUAUUAACUAAACUAGACUUAGCUGAAGCUAGACACAAUUAUCUAACCCUUAAAUUAAACUAGCCGGCGAAUAUCAAUAGACACGUAUAAUACGGUCGAGCGUAACGGCUUCAAGAAUGACUUAGCCAGAAGGCAAACACACGCCACUAGGCACUAUCGAAGUAAGCUGAACCUUCCUAAAAUACUUCUUCUUACUCAUUUCUAUUCAACGCGAUUCUAAAAACUCAUUCUGGUAGGUAGUUGUAAGUGGAAAUAAGAAUUGAAAGGAAAGGAUUUCAAAAUUAAAAUAGCUGCUAUAAAAUUAAAGUAUAUCUUACAAAGCGAAAGAAAAGAUAAGUCUAAAAAUAAUUCAAUUUUUUGGAUACUAAAGGGAACUUUAGUAUUCAAAAAGAAAAAGGAGAAAAAAAUAGAAAGAAAGAAAACCUCUAAGGCGAAAACUCCGUAACCUAUUAAAUCAAUCUUUUUUUUUUUUUUUUUUUUUUUUUCAAAGCAAAUGCUUUCUUUCCAUUUAGAUCUCUUCCUUAGAACUCAUUUAAACUUCUCAAUGUUUCCUAAACUAUACUUCCACUUGAUAUAUUCUAAGCUGGCUUCAUACGUAGCAGUUUUCAGUUCCCUCAAGAAACUUAAUUUCAUUAAUUUCUCUGAAUCUAAUACUUUUAGCUGUUUUUUGACGUCACUAAUAACAACCAUUUCACUUUUUUCCUAGCUUGACAAGAUUCAUAAAUAUUAUCUUUUUCAAUUAGACACUUCAUUUCUCGCAAAUGAUAGCCAGGAUUUCAAGCAAGGAUCUCAAAGCACUUUUCGCAACAUAAGAGGGUAUUUUUCUUAGAAAGAAAAAAAACAGACUCUCGAAACUUGCUUAUACUUCUGACAUAGGAUUAGAGAUCAAGAAUAAUAACCUUCGGAUAACUAAACUAAUAAUCAGUCAUUUUACAGCUUAUAUUAAAAAGGGGACAAAUUUGACAUUUUUAUCAAAAACUGUUAAGAUUUAAAAAGAUGAAUCAGAGGCCGAUGAUAAUUAAGUAGAGGCUUUAUUAAAUGAUGGGAUUAAUCACGCACAUGGCAUAGCACACUUCUACAGAUCACACCAAACUACAACGACUGUUGCCAAUACAACCUAAGCAAAAUAUAAACAGUUACGGUUAAUAUACAUAUAACAUCAACUCAUAAACCAGGGAGUGAGUGUGAUUAUUCUCAACAAAAACAAAAGGCCGUCAAGAAUAUUCCUCCCCCCCCACAAAAAAAUACUGUCCUUUACAAAAUAGCACAUUUGGCCAGCCAAUUUAAUGAUAAUAAAAAGUCUAAAAAGUCAAUAUGUACCAAGAAAAAGGUUACAUUGUAUAUACUUACUGGAAAAGUAAAAUCACAUGUGUUGCCACAAAAGCUAAAAUAAAAGCUAAUGGAAUAUAAAUGUCAUGCACAUACUCUAUGCUACCGACCAAACCUGCCGGAAGAACAGACUUAUAGCUGAAAGGAGAGAGGAGAAAAUCUGGCAACGAAAAGAAGAAACGUGCUUGAUGCGAGAAGGACGGCAUGCUGGUGUG
Molecule: messenger RNA, 5087 nt
Organism: Stegodyphus dumicola
Lineage: Eukaryota; Metazoa; Arthropoda; Arachnida; Araneae; Eresidae
Product: arylsulfatase B-like
Molecular function (GO): sulfuric ester hydrolase activity
Source: RefSeq, a predicted model, not a curated record